Molecule: messenger RNA, 1481 nt
Organism: Cucurbita moschata (crookneck pumpkin)
Lineage: Eukaryota; Viridiplantae; Streptophyta; Magnoliopsida; Cucurbitales; Cucurbitaceae
Product: protein farnesyltransferase/geranylgeranyltransferase type-1 subunit alpha
Exons: 5
Coding region: 200-1177 (325 amino acids)
Biological process (GO): protein farnesylation; protein geranylgeranylation
Cellular component (GO): protein farnesyltransferase complex; CAAX-protein geranylgeranyltransferase complex; cytoplasm
Molecular function (GO): protein farnesyltransferase activity; CAAX-protein geranylgeranyltransferase activity
Source: RefSeq, a predicted model, not a curated record
AGUUCGUAAAUGUCACGGAGCUUAUCUGCACCAAUGUGAGUGAGAAUUGAGAAGAAGGUCGCCGUCGGAAUACAGUUCAAAGUGGAAGAGCUGUUCAUGAUCCCUAGUUAAUUCCCACUUCCAUUCACAGUCUUCUGAGUUUUGAUCCUUUCUUUUCUCAAUUUUGCGGUUGCUGUUGCGUGUUUAGCCAGCAACAGAGAUGGAUUCCGACGAUAGGAUCCCGCUGAGUGAGCGUCCGGAGUGGUCGGACGUUACUCCGCUUCCGCAGGACGAUGGUCCGAAUCCGAUUGUGGCGAUCGCCUACAAAGAAGACUUCGCUGAGGUCAUGAAUUACUUCCGAGCUGUAUAUCGAGCAGAUGAGCGUUCUCCUCGCUCUCUCGACCUCACUGCCGAAGCCAUUGCCAUGAAUCCUGGAAAUUACACUGUCUGGCAUUUCAGGCGCUUGAUACUCGAGGCUCUUAAUGUUAACUUACAUGAUGAACUAAAUUUCCUUGAUGACAUUGCUGAGUCUAACACCAAAAACUAUCAGAUAUGGCACCAUAGGCGAUGGGUUGCUCAGAAGCUGGGAACUGAUGCUUCAAGAAAAGAGAUUGAAUUCACCAAAAAUAUUCUCUCUCUUGAUUCCAAAAAUUAUCAUGCCUGGUCUCAUAGACAGUGGGUUCUUCAGGCACUGGGUGGAUGGGAAGAUGAACUUGACUAUUGUCACGAGCUCCUAGAGGAAGAUGUUUUUAAUAAUUCUGCAUGGAAUCAGAGAUACUUUGUCAUAACCAGAUCUCCAUUACUGGGUGGCUUAAAAGCCAUGAGAGAGUCUGAAGUGAGUUAUACUGUUGAAGCCAUUCUUGCUCAUCCUGAAAAUGAGAGUUCUUGGAGAUAUCUGCGCGGACUUUAUUCCGGUGACACACACUCAUGGAUUACUGCCCCACAAGUUUCUUCCGUCUGCUUGAAAGUUUUGAGCGGUAAAAGAAACUUCGUAUUUGCUUUGAGCACCCUGAUGAAUCUUCUCUGUCAUGGUUUCCAACCAAGCCAAGAGUUAAGAGAUGCUGUUGAUGCUUUGAGGACACCAGACGACAGUCCAACAGAUCCCGACCUAGCCAACACUGUGUGCUUAAUCUUGGAACGUGUCGAUCCAAUCCGUGUUAACUAUUGGCUCUGGAAGAAGAGCAAGCUUCCUCAGUAACAGCAAGGCCAAUUCAUCAGCUUCUUUCAGCCAUCAUGAGGUUCCUUUUAAUGUCCUCUGUUGAGAGUUGGAUUAAAGAUACACAGUUCUUAGUGACCAAAUAUUGAGGAUUAUACUCAGGCCAGUAAAGAUAACUCUAAUUCAACGUGAUGUUGCCAAAAAAACAUAAAAAUAAAAAAUACGAACUUGUUUGUUGCUAAAUGGUGAGCUACUUUCUGUUUCGCUCUUAUGCUGAAAAUACGUAAUGUCGAACCAAGUUUUGUACAUUCAACAUCAUUAAUUCCUCGUGAUUUGUACUAACGUA